AUCCAAGAGCUGGGAGACGAACUCCAGCAUGGUGUGACCGAAUCCUUUCAUACGGGAAGGGAAUGCGCCUACUAAGCUAUAGGAGAUCUGAGCUUCAACUUUCUGAUCACAGGCCAGUGACAGCAACUUAUAUGGUAGAGGUUGAGGUAUUCUCAGCUAGGAAGCUGCAGCGGGCUCUCACCUACACUGAUGCAGAGAUUGAAAAUGAGGAAGUUGUUACAGAUAUUGGAACUGACAGCAGAAUGAGCCGAUUGAUGACAGAAGAGGAUGCUUCAUUAUGGGGGCGCUAGAGAGGAUAAAUUUGGGAAGAAGAGAAGAUGUUAAAGGUUAGAGGUUGAGGCAUCCAUGACUCUUUAUUCUUGUGAUUCUUUUAUUUGUGAAUGGCUUGUGUUGUAUAGUCUUAAGUCUUUCU
This is a messenger RNA of Ipomoea nil (Japanese morning glory), 412 nucleotides long. RefSeq names its product type IV inositol polyphosphate 5-phosphatase 3-like. Lineage: Eukaryota; Viridiplantae; Streptophyta; Magnoliopsida; Solanales; Convolvulaceae. The record is from RefSeq and is a predicted model, not a curated record. Bases 63 to 290 code for a protein of 75 amino acids. The transcript is spliced from 3 exons.